AUGCAGUUGUUGAGAAUUAUUUCUCAGAAGUAUCGUUUGAUCUUAGUGAACAAGCUGCAAAGUCAGUGCCCCCAAAGUAAUCUGUCUCCUUCAUGGUUGUUCAAGGGCUUACUCUCAAUUUUGCGCAAGUUGAAAAGUGCACCAGACCAGGAGGUGAGAAUCCUUCUCCUGGGCUUGGAUAAUGCUGGCAAGACCACUCUUCUGAAGCAGCUUGCAUCUGAAGACAUCAGCCACAUCACACCUACACAGGGUUUCAACAUCAAAAGUGUACAAUCACAAGGUUUUAAGCUGAAUGUAUGGGACAUUGGUGGACAGAGGAAAAUCAGACCAUACUGGAGGAAUUAUUUUGAAAAUACCGAUAUUCUCAUAUAUGUAAUCGACAGUGCAGACAGAAAAAGAUUUGAAGAGACGGGUCAGGAACUAGCGGAAUUACUGGAGGAAGAAAAACUAAGUUGCGUGCCAGUGCUCAUCUUUGCUAAUAAGCAGGAUUUGCUCACGGCAGCCCCUGCCUCUGAAAUUGCAGAAGGACUGAACCUGCAUACCAUCCGCGACCGAGUCUGGCAGAUCCAGUCUUGCUCAGCUCUCACAGGAGAGGGCGUUCAGGUGAGAUUACAGGAAGACUUGGCCACCUGGCAACAUGACAGCUAACUGAGGUGGUCUAUCUCAUUUGUUAGGCUGAUCUUGAUGGGCAGAUGAGCCAUUUCAAGAUAUGAAAUGGAGAAGGGCAUGGAGAAGUUUGGUUCUUUUCUGCUUAGCAACCAAUCAGAUAUGAUGAGGUGCUCCAAAAGAGCCACAGGUAAGCUGCCGCACACGUGCAGCAAGCUUCCCACUGGGUAGGAUGUGAGAACAGAAGACUGAAGAUUGUUCUAAGUCUAGGAUUCUUUGAUGAUAGAUUGGAUUGGGGUUUUGCGUUAUGUCUGAUAUUACAAAUGCUAAAUGCCCAUACUUCCAAGGUGAUGGCCACCAAAAACUGUACAUGUACUAGUUAUCCUAGAAAUGUUUUUUGUUUCUUCUGUUGGUUAGCUCCGCUGCCCCUAGGGUUAGUGUCUGUUUCCUGCUGCUUCAAGUUGGUUUCCCACUGGGAGGCUUCUGCUAACAGAAA
Molecule: messenger RNA, 1102 nt
Organism: Sapajus apella (tufted capuchin)
Lineage: Eukaryota; Metazoa; Chordata; Mammalia; Primates; Cebidae
Gene: ARL3
Product: ADP ribosylation factor like GTPase 3
Exons: 5
Coding region: 1-648 (215 amino acids)
Biological process (GO): cilium assembly
Cellular component (GO): microtubule cytoskeleton; cytoplasm
Molecular function (GO): GTPase activity; GTP binding
Source: RefSeq, a predicted model, not a curated record